AACAUCUAGUGUUUGCAGUAUGGAGAUAUUUCAAUCUUUUUGGGAUCGUUUUACGGUGUACGAAAGUGAAACCGACAAUUUCCGCUACAUCGAUUUGAUGCAUCUGCUUUUCGGUAGGAUAACAGUUUGUUAAACAUAGUAUUGGUAUAAAUCUUAAACUUUUUAUUUGAUUAGAUCCAGGUGUACCCGAGUCGAAAAAUCAAACCAUUCGCGUAACUUGGGCGGUUUUGAAAAGUUUAAUCGUUACGCAGUACUUUUUCCUCAUGUACCAGCUGUUGAGAAUUUGUUUCCUCCUACCAAUCGACAUCGAUGCCUUCAUGGCGGUGUUCAACAUGGGAUUCAUAUGGACCGUGGCACUUUCGAGAGGGAUUUGCUUCGCCAUCUAUCGACGCGAGUUGAACCAGUUGAAGAAGUACGUAAAUGCAAGAAGUUGCCAACGCGAUAAUCCUGUGGCAAACGAGUGUCGGAAGAACACCUACAGGCAGAACCUUAAGCUGGCGACAAUCUUUCAACUUUACACUGUAAUCAAUGUGAGCAUUUGGUGCUUUACCGAGUUUCGUACGAACGACAACUUUGAUAUACCACUACCGAUGCAUCUGCUUAACGAUAAGCUUAGACUUUCAAUUGAGUUCUUUUACAUGUGCGUUUGCACAACUUGGAGCAUCACCUGUUGGAUCAACUUUUUGCAGUUUGGAAUGAUUUUGAACUGUCUGCGUACGGAGCUAAAAAUCGUAGUUAUGCAGUUCGAGGAAUUGUUUCCUAAAAUAAGAAAUAAACUUGAGAUUGAUGAUUUACGGAACUUGGAACCGAUCAAAAGACGUCGUUUCUGGAUAGAAUUGGAUGAUGCCUUCAUUAAUGCAUUGGCAGAUCACGCAAUGUUCUUAAAGUAUGAACAAAUCUUAAAUUGCAAAUUUCAAAGCCACUCAAUAUCUCAAAAUUCCAGACACCACAAACAACUGAAGGCAGCAUCCAGCACCAACUUCCUCAUCGUAUUUUCAUCAGCAAUGGUCCUCAUCUCGAUGAACAUGUUUCUGUUCAUAAUCGACCCUUCCGUGAAACGAAUCCCCCUUCUGGUAGUCUCGUGCCAAUUUGCAUUCGAAGUGUUCAUCUGCUGCUAUCUGUUCGACUCGCUGGAACAAGAGGUACUCGUGCAUACUUUGAUUAAAUUCCAACUGAUUAAAACCCCAUCCAAUUAAAGAACAACCACAUCAAACACCACGUGUACGCCAUCGAUUGGAUGACCAGAAGGGACAACGUCCUGCAACACAGACGGUUCCGGUCGAUACGCCAAAAUGCACUGUUUUUGCAGCUGCAAACCAACGCGGGCCUCAAAAUCCGGG
This is a messenger RNA of Culex pipiens pallens (northern house mosquito), 1340 nucleotides long. RefSeq lists its product as uncharacterized. Lineage: Eukaryota; Metazoa; Arthropoda; Insecta; Diptera; Culicidae. The transcript has a single exon. Bases 264 to 1196 code for a protein of 310 amino acids. The record is from RefSeq and is a predicted model, not a curated record.